Monascus purpureus is the source of this 1336-nucleotide messenger RNA. The record is from the annotation of a GenBank genome assembly. Lineage: Eukaryota; Fungi; Ascomycota; Eurotiomycetes; Eurotiales; Aspergillaceae.
CGUCUUUACUCAUGAAACGUCAUGCCUUCUCCCUCCUUCGCGGCUCCUGGUCGACACCAACCGCUAGGAUUUAUGGAAGGAUCACCACAGCAAGUAUAUCGUCUGCCUCGAAUAUAACCAAAGGAAGGCCUAAUGCCUGGAAUGGCGCCGGUGCGGCCGAGUUCGACAUGCGCAGCGAUACUAUGACAAAGCCCACCAUAUCCAUGCUGGAGGCUAUCAGCCAGACUAGCUUGCUUGAUGAUGUCUUCAGCGAGGAUCCCAUUACAAAUGAACUGCAGUCCUAUGUGGCGGACCGCACUGGCCAUGAGAGUGCGUUAUUGGUAAUGUCUGGGACUAUGGGGAACCAGGUCGCCAUCCGGACACAUCUUGCACAACCACCUUAUUCGGUUCUGUGCGACCACCGAUCUCAUAUCAUCCACUACGAAGCGGGAGGAGUCAGUGCGUGGACCGGUGCUAUGGUCUCCCCCGUAAUUCCCAAGAAUGGCAUCUAUAUGACACUGGAAGAUCUUCAGAAGCAUGCCGUGUUGAUUGAUGAUGUCCACUACUGCCCCACUAGGCUGAUCAGCUUGGAGAACACUUUAGACGGGCUGGUUAUGCCGCUUAGCGAGGCUCGUCGCAUUACGGAAUGGGCUCAUGCGAAUGGUAUCAAGGUGCAUUUGGAUGGUGCACGGCUCUGGGAAGCAGCAGCAUCCGGUUCUGGAAGCUUAGUUGAUUACGCCAGUCUUUUCGACAGUGUCAGCUUAUGUUUCUCGAAGGGACUGGGAGCACCCAUUGGUAGUAUCAUUGUUGGCUCUAAGGACUUCAUCGACAAAGCUCGAUGGUUUCGAAAGGCCUUUGGGGGAGGUGUCCGCCAGGCUGGAGUAAUCGCUGCUGCUGCUCGAGUGGCGGUUGAGGACACGUUCGGGCCAGAGCCCAACGGCCAAGCGGGUAAACUCCCAGAGGCUCAUGUCAGGGCUAGGAAGGUAGCCAACAUGUGGACUAGCCGGGGAGGAAAGUUAUCAUGCCCAGUACAUACCAACAUGAUAUGGCUGGACUUGGAAUCGUCGGGACUUGGACCCAACGACCUUGCGGAAAUCGGAGAAACAAAGGGGCUGAAGCUGUCAGGAUCUCGUAUUGUCGUGCAUUAUCAGGUAUCGGACGAGGCCCUUUCGCGACUGGAGCAAGUCUUUGAUGUGGCAAUGAGCGGGAAGUUUCAGCGAUCUAGCAACCAGAGUAGACCAUAUGGCUCAAAGUAAAACGGAAUGUCAGCCCAGUCAUUACAGAACAUAUCGCAUGAUCCAUGGAUCCCUUGUAUUUGGUGGAGUAGAAGCUGUUUCCUGCCCGGGGUUCAUCGAUG